Caenorhabditis auriculariae is the source of this 884-nucleotide messenger RNA. The record is from the annotation of a GenBank genome assembly. NCBI's taxonomy places the organism in Eukaryota, Metazoa, Nematoda, Chromadorea, Rhabditida, Rhabditidae.
AUGAUUGAAUCCGCAGCUGUUGAGUGGGCUUCUUCUGGCGUUUUGGUCGUUGGGGUAUGAUUUUUCAAAACAUUUCAUAUCAAUGUGAAUCUUCAUAAACUUUACGAUUUUUGAAUCACUCUGAAGAUUUGAAACACGAAAUGCGAUAUAACCAAGUUUUGAGCUGAAAAUUUGUUUUUAACGCUCAACUUGUCACAAAAAUUUAGGGUUCAGGGUGUUUUCAAGAUCUACCGAUUAGCUGAAUCGUGUGGUAGAUAAACACGCUUCUAGAAUUCCAACAUUUUUCAUUUCUUCAAUUUUAACUAGCUUUCAAAUAAAAGAGGUGGUUUGAGUAUGUUUCAACCUACUAUGGUGCGAAAUUUCUUCAAGUCUUAUUAGCUUUCAGGAAAAAUGAAGUGAUGUUUAUCUUUUUCUAGGUACGGGACUGUGUAUGAAUUGCAGGUGGUUUCAAUACUUUUGACCAUUUUCCACUUGAUUCACACGACUUUGAACCCUCCGCAGUGUUGCAGAUACCAAGGUUUUUGCCCUUUUGUUUUCGUUUUGUCUUUUUUUUUUCGAUCUCAUAGGAGGUCUCCUAUCGUUUGAUGAUAUUGAAAAUAUUUACAAACUUGAAUUAGAAGAGAGGAUAUGUUUCUGAAGGAAAGUUUUUAUAUUUCAAUCCUUCAUGCUUCCUCGCGUUUUAGAAAUUGAAACAGCUCUAGUUUCAAAACGAUGAACUUUGGAAUGAAGGUUUAUUGCUCACUUUUUAUAAUCCGAUCUGAUUUCUAGUUACCGUUGGUUCGCCGCGUCCUUAUCAAAAUCCUUUGAAAUACGUCCGGCUCUCGAAUCUCCAGCCUGAAGUCGACCAUAUUCACAAAGAAGCUUUCCCUGUUUUUGAUGUCUGA